UGCUGGGCGGUGCGGGUGACAUUGGGCACGGCCAUGGUGGUGGCGGCGCUGGGCCGGGCGGCGGGGCGGCUGCUGCGGGCCGGGGCCGCCGUGCCCGGGCGGCGGCGCGCGGGCGGCGGGGUGCACAUCCCGCCGCGGUACCGGCAGUUCCCGGAGCUGACGCGGGCGCAGGUGAUUCGAGGCGAGGCGCUCAGCGGCUUCAUGUGGUUCUGGAUCCUCUGGCACUUCUGGCACAGCUCGGACAUGGUGCUGGGACACUUUCCCUAUCCCGACGCUUCGGCCUGGACGGACGAGGAGCUCGGCAUCCCUCCGGACGAUGAGGAAUAGCAGCACACCGCUCUAAACCAAAAGCUUCAACCACUGCUGAACGCAGCAUUUGAGGAGGUCUUUCUUCUGCUCUGUGUGGUGGGAAGAGGAUGAGCGAAAAGGUUCUCAGGUUUUUCUUCUGUUACUUUCAGGUUCCCGGAACUAAUUGAGGCCCCUGGAACCAAAUUUUUGGCUCCUGGGUCCUUAUGUCAAUAAAACUGCAAACAAAGUCUAA
Hirundo rustica (Barn swallow) is the source of this 541-nucleotide messenger RNA. RefSeq names its product NADH:ubiquinone oxidoreductase subunit B2 (gene NDUFB2). The transcript has 4 exons. Bases 34 to 327 code for a protein of 97 amino acids. NCBI's taxonomy places the organism in Eukaryota, Metazoa, Chordata, Aves, Passeriformes, Hirundinidae. Gene Ontology annotation, cellular component: mitochondrial inner membrane. The record is from RefSeq and is a predicted model, not a curated record.